AUCGAGAGCCACAUAAGCCAGUCCAACAUCAAUGGGACUCUCGUGCCGCCGGCUGCCCUCAUCUCCAUCCUGCAGAAGGGCCUGCAGUAUGUGGAGGCCGAGAUCAGCAUCAACGAGCUGUGGACUGACGUCACACUACGUUGCCAAAUGGGAAAAACACGCAGCAGAUCCGCAGCUGCUUUAUACGCUCAUCCCUGGGUAUGCACCGGGGAUUGGUUCCACGACCUGCCGCAGGUACCAAAACCCGUAGUGCUCGGGUCCCACAGUUGGCCCUCCUGUAUCCGCAGAUGCCACAUCCGCGGAUUCUACCAGCCGCGAAUGGUAAACGUAGUAGUAAAUGUGUUGGGAAAAAAAAAAAAAUCCACGUAUAGUGGACCUUGCCAGUUCAGACCUGUGUUGUUCAAGGGUCAGGGGUACUUCAGGACAGGUGUGGGCCUUGCACGUGCACAGAAGACGCCCUCCCCCCCUGGAAUAUUUUGAGCAGUUCAGUCGAAGAGGGAUCCUGGGAAACAUUUGCCUAGAAUCUGUGGUUCGUGUGGACCCGACAGAGGGCACAGCCAGAGACCACGGAGGACAGAUGAGGACUGUUGUGUUCGAGAGGAUUCCAAGGGAUGGUUUUGUUACCCGUUGAAGAGCUGCAGGGGAAGGGGGCAGUUGUAUCCAUAAUUAUAAAUUUAAGUCACUCCAAUUUGUUUGUGUCCCCUCCCUCUUUAUAGAUUGGGGCUCAGUGUUCCCUCCCUCUUUAUAGAUUGGGGCACGAUGAGUCCUUGGGCCAACUUCAUACCAAUUUUUAAAUGGGCUCUUUUGGUUGAAAACAGUGCCCGUCUCCCCUGUUCUAUUUUGCUCUUGGGAUCGUACUGUGAAGAUGCCCAGGGCCUCCUGUGAUGUCCGAGGCCUCCCUUGCAUCUCGGUCUGAGCCCCUCUUACUUUCACCGCACUUCCCGCCGUCUCUCCUUCUUUCUGCCCUCGUUUCUCCCACCUCGGUCUGGCACGCUGCUCUGCCCCAACUUCCCGUCUCCUGUCACGGUCCAUCCUGCACAGCUGACGCCGUCCACUGCCCACAUGCCCCUCUUUACCACCAAGUGUCCCCUUCCCGGGUCACACCACCCUCGGGCCCAAGAUCUUCCUGAACCCUUCAGUUUCCUCCAUCCCCUCUCCUUCUGAACUGCUCUCACCCUUACAAGCCUGUCUUUUUUUUUUUUCUUUUCUUAACAUCUUUAUUGGAGUAUAAUUGCUUUACAAUGGUGUGUUAGUUUCUGCUGUAUAACAGAGCGAAUCAGUUAUACAUAUACAUAUGUCCUCAUAAUCUCUUCCCUCUUGCGUCUGCCUCACAAGCCUGUCUUAUGCAUAGCAUUUAACUCCACUUUCUCUUCAGCUUUUAAAACUACGGAAGGAAUGUAUCUUGUGUUCUGUCACGUGUAUUCCUCUGCUGUUUUCCAAAACCCCACAUCCUUAAAAACACCUGAGUGUCUGCCUACCCUGCGCUCUUUCUUGCCUAACAACGGGCAGUCUCCUCUUUCCUUGUCUUACGUUGGGUGCCUGGGAUCUUCCACCAGCAACUUGAGGCCCUGUCGCGUCUCUCUUUCCACAAAACAAACAAGUGUGGGGAUAGGGUUACAGGACCCCAGAGGCCCCACCGGCUCUCAGAUUGUGUGAUGCUGAGUGAGAUUGGAUUUCCCUUCCCCCUGCCUCUGUGGCCCCCUGCCCCAGUUUCCACGUCUUUCAUCCGCGGAGAGGCCCCCAUACCUUCUCUCUCUUGGCAAUUCAAAGUCCAGUGUGUCCAGAGGAGAACGAAAGGUCAUCUCAUUUGUCACUUAGGUUUCGGGUAGUUAAAAGUGAGACAGUGUGCUUUUAGAGCUUAAACUAGAAGGUUUUUUGUCACCCUGGGCAGUUACAGCCUUUUGCAAAAUCAUCAUCCACUUGGGGCUUGAAUAUACGAAGAAGGAAGGUGACGUAGAAGCCGGCCGACCAGUUGGUCAGCACUGGCCCCUCCGUGGCUGGAACCCGGGCAGCUGUGAGGUGACUGGCUCCUUUUCCCAUGUUCUCUGUUAUUUUAUGUUGUUUCCCUGAUUUUCAAGUAUUGUAUAGUAACCUGUAGUCAGCUGGGGUGAUGUUUCAUUCACACGCUGUGUUGCUGAAACUUAGGUCCUUCAGUUCUUCCUGAUUUAUGAGAAAACAGGCUAAAACGUGUUUGCACGUCCCGUAGACACACUGAGAGGCUCUGAGUUUCGUGUGAGUGAUAUCUGGAGCGCUUUCUAAGGAAAGAACUCCCUCCUGUGUUACUAAGUGUGUAUGGAAAUGUUUUCAUUAUCUAUGGAAGCCAGAGACUCCAGGGAAGUUCGGAAAACGGGAAUUGUAACUAAACAAUGCUGUUGUUAGAAUAUCGUGGCCGUGUUAGUCUGUGCCCUGAUCCCAGGAAGUCAUUUCAGAUGGUAGCAGACGUGUGUGUGUUAGUGCAUCAGACGGACAGAUGCGUUAGGAAUCAUAUCGUGAGCGGUGUGGGAAUGUCUGAUUUGGGCCUGCGGUCUCCGAAGAGACGCCUGUCCUAUCAAAGGGGAGCGGUUCCACACCUGUCAGAGCGCCUGGGCGGGGUUUCCCACCCUCGGCACUCUUGACACUUGGGGGCCAGAUCAUUCCUUGCUCCGGGGCCAUCCUGGGCCCUGGAGGGUGUGGAGUAGCGUCCCUGAUCUCCAUCCGCUAGACGCCAGGAGCACCUCCACAGUCGUGACAACCAGAAAUGCCUCCAGACUUGACCACAUGUCCCCCGGGGGGUAAAAUCGCCCCCCUGUUGAGGACCAGCGCGUCAGGGUAGCCCUGUUGUCAUGACAGGAAGUAUCCGGAUGCAGGACGGCACGGUGUUCGACGGCCGUCCGAUAGAGUCGCUGUCCCUGAUUGACGCGGUGAUGCCCGACGUGGUGCAGACGCGGCAGCAGGCCUUCCGGGAGAAGCUGGCGCAGCAGCAGGCCAGCGUGGCGGCCACGGCGGCGGCGGCGGCGGCCCCGGCGGCCCCGACGGCCCCGGCGGCCGUUUCCCAGCAGAACCCACCAAAGAACGGCGAGGCCACAGUGAACGGGGAAGAGAACGGAGCGCAUGCGAUAAAUAAUCAUUCGAAACCAAUGGAAAUAGACGGAGACGUGGAGAUCCCACCCAGUAAAGCCACCGUCCUUCGGGGCCACGAGUCUGAGGUGUUCAUCUGUGCCUGGAACCCUGUCAGUGACCUCCUGGCUUCCGGAUCUGGAGAUUCAACCGCAAGGAUAUGGAACCUCAACGAAAACAGCAACGGGGGCUCCACGCAGCUCGUGCUGAGGCACUGUAUACGGGAGGGGGGGCAUGACGUCCCCAGUAACAAAGACGUCACCUCGCUGGACUGGAACAGUGACGGCACACUGUUGGCUACAGGUUCCUAUGAUGGUUUUGCAAGAAUAUGGACGGAAGACGGUAACCUGGCCAGCACCUUAGGCCAACAUAAAGGCCCCAUCUUUGCCUUGAAAUGGAACAAGAAGGGGAAUUACAUUUUGAGUGCUGGAGUAGACAAAACAACAAUAAUUUGGGAUGCCCACACAGGAGAGGCCAAACAGCAGUUUCCGUUUCAUUCCGCCCCUGCCCUUGACGUGGAUUGGCAGAACAACACUACCUUUGCUUCGUGUAGCACAGACAUGUGUAUCCACGUCUGCAGACUCGGCUGUGACCGCCCGGUCAAAACGUUCCAGGGACACACAAAUGAGGUCAAUGCCAUCAAAUGGGACCCUUCUGGGAUGUUGCUAGCAUCCUGCUCUGAUGACAUGACAUUAAAGAUCUGGAGUAUGAAGCAGGAUACGUGUGUUCAUGACCUUCAAGCUCACAGCAAAGAAAUAUAUACCAUAAAGUGGAGUCCCACCGGGCCAGCCACCAGCAACCCCAACUCCAACAUCAUGCUAGCAAGUGCUUCGUUCGACUCUACAGUUCGACUGUGGGACGUGGAGCGGGGUGUUUGCAUCCACACACUCACCAAACACCAGGAACCAGUCUAUAGUGUAGCUUUUAGCCCCGACGGGAAGCACUUGGCCAGCGGCUCCUUUGACAAGUGUGUGCACAUCUGGAACACUCAGAGCGGAAGUCUCGUCCACAGCUACCGAGGCACCGGCGGCAUCUUCGAGGUGUGCUGGAACGCCCGAGGGGACAAAGUGGGCGCCAGCGCGUCGGACGGCUCCGUGUGUGUCUUAGAUCUGCGAAAGUAAACACGAAGUAUUUCAGAAACAAGAAGAGAAUUCUAACGGACCAGCAGUGAAUGUGUGGGGUUGUAGCACUAUUCAAACACGAUUCUGUCAGCUCCAAAACUGUAUGAACUUGACCUUAGAGUGUACUUUGAAAUCAACUCAUCCCUGGCCACAGGAGUCUCUAUUUUUUUGUAAUCUUUAUCAAGAAGUUUAAAACAAAAACAAACACACAGUCAUAUCAAAGGGGGAAAAGAAUGGUUUCCACCUGGAACAUUCAGCCUGGGAAGCAUGAAGCCACCAGCUAGACAGUGCACGGUUUGGUUUCCAUCCAGAACAGGCUCUGAUGGCUGAGAGGAAAAGAAAAAAAAAAAACUGUGCCAAAAAGAAAAAGAAAAAAAAUGCUGUGAUAAACCAAAAGAGGGGUGGGGAACUCCUCACGUGGUGGGUUUUUUUUUUUUUCCUUCCUAAAAAUUUGGACACUACAGUUACUCUCACCAGGAUGUUCAAAGACCAGUUUGUACGGAUGACACGGGCAGCUUUGUAAUCCCAACACUUUCUAUUUUCUAGACUCUUUGUCACGUGGUUUUUCUAUGGGCUGGAAUCCUGUCGUCUGGGGGCCUUGGGUCUGAGGUGGAAACUGUUUUGGGUUUGUUGCUUCUUUGCUGAUGUCGCCUGCCCCCUCCACCUCCUUCCUUCCUUCCUUCCUUCGUGGUCCUGGUUGGCAUCACGCCCUCACAGAGUCUCUGACAGGCGGGGCUUUCUCGCCCUCCCCUCCCCUCCCCCCUCCCCCUCGCGCACUCUCUCCGCCCCUUCCUCAUAGUUGCUUCCCAUCUUAGGUCUCAAGGGCACUUUUGGCGCAUAAUAAGUGCUUUAUGUAAGAAGGCAGGGCAGGGGGACUUUUUACAGGAGGAAGAAAAAAAUAAGUGACUUAUAAGAGAAAGAACCCAGAGUAUUUUUGGAGAAAAAAAAAUAUUUUUAUGUUAAAACAAUUUUAAAAUCCUAAAAUGGCCAUCAGACAUAGAGAGCUUUGUGUGAUUCAUAUUUAAAAAAAAAAAUAAAGUUUAGGAAGACGCAGGCAGGGUCUGAGGUAGCUUUUUCCCUUCACUUUCAGCCUGUCGAGAGGCAGUGAGGAAUCUGUGUGGGAAGGGGCCAGCUCUGGGGUCGGCGUUGGGACUGUUCUACAGCAGAGAGGAAACUCCGGGCCCUUCCAGCUCGAAGACGACCUUGGCGUGUUUCAGGGUGUGUUGACCACAUAGUAGGCAGCAGGAGAGACCUGGAGAAGCGUGCCUUUGGACCCAAGAAGUGUUCCCAGGACCAGCGGCGUGAAAGGGGCCGUCACAGCCGUCCACUGGGCAGGAUGCCGCCUGGCAUCGUUCGGGCCGCGGGGCCACUUGUGGUCCCCCCACCAAGAGCACCUCGGCUGGUCCUUGCACAGCUGACGGGAUGGGCUCCAGGAUCUCACUGGGUCUAAUAUCGACAAAAACGAACAGGGAGAGAGGUUUUCGGUCCUGAAGGUGAAUUCCGUAGGUAGAGUGUCACUAAUAAUUUCUGUCCCCUUCAUAGUUUCUUCCUCUUGCAACAGAGGAGGAGAAAGGUUUUCUUUUUGUAAUAAUGAAUCUUUUUACUGUUUUUAAAAAAUUAAACGUGGCUUUGUGUUCCUAGAGGAGUUUUCCUUUCAUUGGAUCAGGUGACCUUUGUACUUUUGUUGUCGUAACCCGACGCUGACCCAUCUUUUAAAUUAGCAGCGGGGGAAGCAGCGGAAGACGGCCUCUGGGUUCGUCCGUCUUCCUGCAGCCACAGGCUGGGAUGGGGCAGGGGGCCGGGCCCGGGGGGCUGGCGGCAGGCAGGGUGCAGCCGUGUGUGUGUGUUCCAGCAACAAGGCCCGGUGUCACUUAGAGGGUGCUGUCUGUCCGUGGAGUCAAAAGCUAACGGGCAGAGCAGACCAGGCCCUCCUGCAAGCCUCGGGUUGUCCCGGGACCAGCCCCGCGAGCCAGAGUGCAUUCAUCUUCCUCGGAUCAUUUAUGGGCCUCCGUGGAUCUGUGAGUUACUCGAGCCCCGUCUGCAGGAGACCAACACGUGCCCUGGUUAUGUGGGAGCGGAGCGUUUCACUUGGGACCUGUUGCCUAAACGCUUGGCCUUUAAGAAGAUCAAAGUCCUCCAGGGUCUCCACUGCCGUCUGUGAAGAUGGCAGAUGUCCCCGGGCGCACUGGUAACGCCCUGCCACCAAGAAGGUACUAGGUUUGGGGUGCAGCUCGGGGGGGUCUAGACGAACACCAUCUGGACCCCCUCACCCAAUGGAAAUGUGUCACGUCUGCAGGCAUCCGCUGUCCAGGGUCAGGACACAGUUUGCGUUUGACGAGCCAAAGCCUGCUGGCGGGUGAAGACGGUCGGUUCGCGACACGAUGCUCACCGGACGGUCGCACCCAGGGUCUCCAAGCGCCGACUUUAGCCUCUUGGUAAAUCUGAACCAGUUGGGACUUGCCGGGUUGGAGCCGAGGGCUGUGAGGCCGCUGACACGGGGUUCGAUCCCGGCCCUGGCAGUGACCUGAGGCUAAGGAAGGCAGACCGUCCGCGUUCCUGGCGUCCUCGGCCGGCCACUGGGAGGGAGCCUCCCAGGGGCCCCAGGGAGGCAAGACGAGGAGGCAGCCAGCGCCCCUGGAAACCCGUCCCCACUCUCAGCAGGACGGCAGCCGUGCCCUGAGCCGCAGACGCUGCUUACCAGCUGCACCGUGCCAGCCAGCGCUCAGCGGACGCGUCCCUGUCAUCGGUGCCCCGUGGCUCGUGUUAGCGUUGGGCGUCGUGUACAGCUUCUAACACUUGGAAGUAAAAGCCUCAGUCUCGGUGACCAAAUGGGACCUCGAUUCUGAAAGCAGGAGUAACACAACGACUCUCCCCGGGAUUUUCGGUUGGGUUUGCGGUGACUGAGAACUCAUUCUGCGCACACCUGGGAAAGGGAUGCUGCCCCACGGGGCACGUCUGGCCCCACGUGACACCCAGAACGUGACGUUCGUUUUGUCUUUCUAAAAAUAGAUCUUGGAGCCAAGUGAAGUGCACUUUGUCAAACGUAAGGGUCUGCUUUUGUUCCUUGUUGUUUUCCCUUUUAACCUCUGUUCCACCUUUUUCUUUUUUAAUCGUGUUUCUUGUCAAACGCAGAACCAUUCCUCCCGCCGCUCACUGAGGUGAAUUCUGGCUUCUGCGGGUUUUAUUGUCUGUGUCAGACGUGCAGCCAGAUGUGCUUCUGUCCGCGUUUUCCAGAUUCUGUUCCAUCCACACGGCCCCCGUCUCGUGCUCCCCCCCGCCCCUCACCCUCACGCACUCCCAGAAAGAGAAUCACCUUGUGCGUCGUAGCUCAUUUGUUUCAAGAGAGAAUCAACAGAUCAUAUUCAGUGUCUUGAAUAAAUUGCUCUAUUUUGAUAGA
This is a messenger RNA of Aethalodelphis obliquidens (Pacific white-sided dolphin), 7614 nucleotides long. RefSeq names its product transducin beta like 1 X-linked (gene TBL1X). Gene Ontology annotation, molecular function: transcription corepressor activity; protein binding. The transcript is spliced from 14 exons. The record is from RefSeq and is a predicted model, not a curated record. Gene Ontology annotation, cellular component: histone deacetylase complex. The coding region runs from base 2823 to 4217 and encodes 464 amino acids. Lineage: Eukaryota; Metazoa; Chordata; Mammalia; Artiodactyla; Delphinidae. Gene Ontology annotation, biological process: regulation of transcription by RNA polymerase II.